Molecule: messenger RNA, 3609 nt
Organism: Phymastichus coffea
Lineage: Eukaryota; Metazoa; Arthropoda; Insecta; Hymenoptera; Eulophidae
Product: beclin-1-like protein A
Exons: 15
Coding region: 203-3109 (968 amino acids)
Source: RefSeq, a predicted model, not a curated record
CGGCAAAACUGUAAACAAACUUCCUGAUUCUUACAUUUCUAGCUAAGCUAAUUAUGAUCGUUGACAAUACGAAUAACGUGAUAGCUCAGUCAGUAUACGAAUACACGCUUCGACCAACCUUCAAAUCUGUCGAAUAUCAGCAUCAUGCAGCAGUGAGACUAUAAAUCGGUACCAAUCUCCAUCAGCAACAGUGAAUUAAAAAAUGGAAUUUCAUGAUCCGUUUGAAUCGUGCCCAUAUAAUGUAUUCCAUAGGAUUCGACGAUCACGUAUGCAGUUCCAUGUUACAACAUGCGCUCAAAAUCAUCGACAUGUAACGGGCAUGGUUCAAUGCCCUUUUGAUGCUCGACACGUUAUCAAACAUAUAGAAUUCGAACACCACAAACGUACCUGUCCAGCAAGGGCAUCAGUAAUAGAUUAUGCUAUUCAUGAUACAGUAUCUCAAGCAAAACUGAAAAUCUUACCAAUUGAUAUUAAUCCUGUAGGACAAUGGGAUGAGAAAUGGGAUGAUGAUGCUGAUGUUAAAACUUAUAAUCCUAUUCAGUACAUUAAAGAUAAACCCAUAGUAUAUCCUCUCAUAGGAGUUUCAAAAGCUAAAAGGAAAAAUCAUAGAUUACAAGAAAGAAUUCGGUACAGCAAAGUAAUAGAAAAUGAAGGAGGAAAUAUGUCACAAAAUAGAUUUUACUCAAGGCAAAUGAGUACAAACUCAGAAUGGAACAGUACAAUGGAAGUAGUUCAUGAAAUCCAUGAUAAUACAAAUGAGGCAGAAAAACCUUUGCGUCCACCUUCUAAAUUUGUUAUUGCCCAUCUGACUGAUAAAACUUAUGAUGACUAUACAAACCAGAUUUCUACAUCUCCUGUGAGCACAGCAAAAGCUCCUGAAGUAUUAUCAACAUCAUCGAAAUUUGAUCAAUCCUCAGUUCAUUCAUCUAGUUCUGGAGCAGCAUCAUCAAACAGUCAGGAAACAUCUUGCUCAAAAAAAUCAUCAGAAAACCAAGGGAUAUUUAAAAAAUCAUCAAAAGCAAUUGACAUAAAUUCUGAGAAUAGUAGCAACCAGAGUGCAUGUUCAAUUCAUAACAGAGGCAGUGUUAUCUCUAAUAAGGAUGAGCAUCAGUUUAAUCAACAUAAAUCCAACAAUAAAGAAAAGCUACCUUCUGACGCUGACAAUAUUGUCUUCAGUAAGAAUAGUUAUCAAUUCAUUCAGUAUCGACUAACAGAUCAAGAAAAGAUUUCUACAUCUGAUAUAAAGAGUAUUGCCUCUAGCAAGGAUAAUUAUGAGUUUAUUCAAAAUCAACUCAAGGAUCAAGAAAAGUGUCCUAUAUUUAAUAUAAAUAGUAGUAUUUCCAGUAAAGAUAAUCAAUUUAGUGAAUAUGAACUUAAAAGUCAAAAGAACUGUUCUACUCCCGAUACAGACAGUAUUAUCUCUAGUAAAAAUGAUUUUUCAUUAAAUCAAUACAAAUACAAGAUACAAAGAAAGUAUUCUAUUCCUGAUACAAUCAGUAUUGUCUCUGAUAAGAGUAAAUAUCAAUGUUAUCAGCAUCAAAGUGAACAAAGUGAACACCUAGAAAAACUUUCAAUACUAGAUACAGUCAGUAUAGCCUCAAGUAAUGAUGAAUAUCAAUUUGCUGAGGUUCUUAUACGUACAAGUUCAGGUAUGUCUUUAUCAUCAUCAAUUUCUUCAACUUCAGAAAUUGAGUCAGUGUUUAGCUGUGAAGAUGAUGAGCUAAUAAUUCAGAUGUUAUCAACAACUAUUAAAGAAGCAGAUAAGAAUAAUAAAAAUAAUGAAGAGAUUCUGAUAAAAGACACCGUAUAUAAUCUUUCUAGUGGAAAUGAAAGUCCACAUAAUAUGACUCUGAUGAAUGGUAAUUUAGUUAUGUCGUCUUCAUCAUCAGAAGAAGUUGAAAAUACGAACCAUUCAUUUAGUAGUGGAAUAAAGCAAUCAAGAAACUACAGUAUUAAGUCAAUAGAAACCAACUCAACUGAAAAUACUUCAAUAUUUGAUAAAUUAUCAAAGACAAUUGAAGAAUUAGCAAUGAAUAAUGAAGAUUAUAAAAAGAAGAGUGAAUCGUUAGAUCAAGAAUUAAAUAAGUUGAAAAAAUUGCCACCAAAAAAAUCUGUACAAAUAAAUGGUGCUAUUAAUUCAAAAAAGGGUAAACUAUUUCGUAGAUGUGGUGCAAAUUUCUUAAAUUUGGAAAAAUGUAAUAAAGUAAAAAUGGAAUUUGAUCCGUACGAGACCUGCCCAUACGACGUUGUGCAUCGCAUUCGUAGAUCCCGAAUGCAGUUUCACAUUACAAUAUGUUCCAAGAAUUUUCCCGCAUCAAAAAUGAUGCAGUGCCCCUUUGAUGCUCGUCAUAAAGUCAAUAAAGUGGAAUUUGAAUACCAUAAGAAUCAUUGUCCUGCAAGGGAGUCUGUAAUUCAUUAUGCAAUUUGUGAUGCAUCACAAGCAGAACAAAAAACUCUGCCAAUUGAUGUCAACCCUGUCGGAGUAUCAGAUGAAAACUGGGAUGAGGGUGCCAAUGUCAAAACCUACAACCCACUUCAAGCUAUUCAAGAUAAACCAAUUGUAUAUCCUAUUAUUGGACUAUCAAAAGCGAAAAGGAAGAACCAUAGAAUGCAGGAAAGAAUGCGUUUCAAUCAAAUCAUGGAAAACAGUGGAAAUCAAAGUACAAAUCAAAGGGAAAUACAAACAAAUUCUUCAAUUAAGGGACCACAAUUGCUGCCAAAAAAGUCUGUUGAUAAAAAAGAUGAAGAGGAUUAUAAACCAUUACGUCGACCACUUCACAUUGGUAACAAGAGCAACAGUGCUCCAAGAGAUAAAAGCCAGAACUUUAUACCUUUUGAGGAUUUGAAAAAAUUACCACAAAGGGUUAACAACACUUCUAAUGUUCCAAUUAGUUAUGCAACAGCACUUUCAAAAAAUAAAACAAGUCCUAUUUUUAAUAAAUCUAAGGAAAACAAUGAUUCUAUAAUUGAUAAGCUAUCAAGAACAUUUGAAGAAAUCGGAGUCGAUGAUGAAGGCCAUAAGAAGAAAACUGAACAGUUGGACAAGCAAUUAAAUAUGUUGAAAAAAAUUCCAUCAGAGAACAAAAAACAAGAAAACAAAAAACCAUAACUUUUAAUUAUAAACUCCAACAUUUUAUCAUUUUACAAUUUUAAAGAAGUCUCAAAAGUUAAUUUAUAAAAUAAUUUUGAUUGUACAAUUAAAUAAGGAUCAUUUACUAAACUCAGCAAGAAAACAAAGAUAUAAAAUGUGAUCAGUUACUUUAGAUUUCUUUCAUGUAUUGACACAUGAUUAAAUUAUAUAAUUUAUCAUACGUUGUUAAAAUGAAAAAAUGACUUUUUGUAUAAUUUAAUGUGACAAAAUUAACGAGUCAUCUUGUGGGAAAAAAAGAAUAUCUGAGUUUAUUUUUAUUUUUCUUAUUGAUAGUAAUAUUAUGAUUUCAGUGAUGAAGUACAUGAAAAGGUAUUAACUAUAGACAAUUAAGAUAUCAUUUUUCUAUAAAGGGGAAAUAAUUAUAUUAUUAUAUAGUUUUAAUUUGUGAUAUACCUUAUGGCAUUCGAUCAAAGUAAACAAAGUGAAUUCAAAUCAAGGAAUAUUAUAAUUUGUUAUUU